This is a messenger RNA of Spirometra erinaceieuropaei, 3085 nucleotides long. The record is from the annotation of a GenBank genome assembly. NCBI's taxonomy places the organism in Eukaryota, Metazoa, Platyhelminthes, Cestoda, Diphyllobothriidea, Diphyllobothriidae.
AUGUCAUUACGUCGUCCUCGAAUGAAACACGAAGAAACUGAGAAUUACAAUUCUGAAGUCGUAAGUUUCGUAAGUCAGUGAUAUCUUUAGACGCCUUCUUUAAUAUAUCUUUGCUCAGUAUCUGUAGUGUUCUUCGACCGAUUUACUAAGCAGUUCAUUUGUCUGAAAUGUAAUCCAUUAUGCGAAGUGUCCAAGUCCCACUUCCUAGCGCUCAACAACAUUCUAACGGGACGGUCAUGGAAAUCAGGUAGGGUAGGCAGGUAGAGUUAACUGCCAGGGGAGAAGUAGAUCUCGUAAAGCACAACGGGACGAAUGAGCUCCAUAUAAACUAUCGGCGAGAGCCCCUCUACCGAAGUAAGGAAGAAUUGCGCUGACAAAUGGACCGUAGUGUUCCAGUCAGCUAAAAAAAACCCUGGCGCGCCGAAAGAACCAAAUCGCUGCUCUCAAAGAUGCGGCACCUUCGUUAACCACUGCAACAAAAGACGAGAAGAGACAUUAAACACCAUCGAUCACAAAUUUUCGAGAGCAUUUUGGAGCCAUCAAAGCUGCCAGCGGGCUUUUAGUAUUAAUCUGAUCAGGGGCUACACGCAGAUUGUAACAAGUGUGGGGACUGAAAAACCCACUGCCAGUGCAAACAACUUCAUUUUGUGCAUUUACAGGCGAAGCAGUUAUAGAAUUCGAAAAGGAAGAUUGUCCACAUGAGGAUAACUGAACACGUAUCAUUGGUGCAGAAGAAUGAAAUCAUUCUCCGUGUGUCGGCCUAUUCAACUGAGCCAGUUCGCAUCAUUCCGUCAGACGAAUCACAUAUAAUAGAGAGAUAAAGGCGGAUAACAGGGUGAGUAGCAGGUCGCCUGGCAUAUGCUUCUUCGACUAAUAGUCUAUCAACAAACAAGACAAAAUUCUGCAUUGGGCUAACAUUUUGCGUGGGCAGAGUAAUCAACCACCGGGGAAAGCGGAGGAAGACUAUUCCCACUGGCAUUAGUGACUGAUUCGCAGCAAAAUUUAGAGUAGUCAAAGACCCUCCAGACUUCGAAUUGCUGCCGAUUUGGCCUUUGAGUGUUCGCCCGGCCAGUGCUUUGCUCGUCUAAAUUGUUUGAGUAUCCAUUGACCCCGAAGAGGUUACGAAAGCAAUAACCGUUCAGGUUUUUUAUUUCUGAUGUGCUGCAGUGUGAUUCAACUCGGUAAACUAGAGAUCGGACACAGCUGCGUUGAAAAUACCAACGCGGGUUGCUGUUGAUGUGCAAUAUUUGCAUAAUAAAUAAAAAAAUAAAUAAAUUUUUUAUUUAAUGCCAGUUUACAGGCAUUGUCAAGGGAAGCGAUUAAACAUAAAUCCGACCGGCAGUGAAAAAAACUCCUGAGCUAAAGGGAUAAAAAUAUAGUUGAUUGUAGUUUUUAUGGUUUGGAGGGCUCAGGAGGAAAAACUGCCGGCGGUGGUAGAAUAUCGACCGUCAAGAAGGGGGAAGGUUGCACGGUAUCGGAGAUUAUCGGACGUCAAAUUCCUUUCAUGAAGCUGGGGAUAGCCAAAGUAGAGGCGUUGAGGAACAGCUGGUGAGACCGGCCAUAGUGUUCAGAGACCACAAACGCCAUCGCUACGGUACAGUCGAUCAGUAGAUUCAGCCCCAAAAUUUGUGGGAGCUUUUCUGAAUGCAAAAAUCGAGUAAUAGUUCUCUUAAAUAAAGGAUAAUUUUGCACAGUUUUCACACUCAUGGGUAGUUUAUUCCAAAUAGCAAUUGCAUUUACAGAAAAGAACCGACGAUAUUUAACAGUACGUGCCAGAGGCAGAAAUAAGAAGACCUCACGGUGACUGUUACGUCGUGGGUGGAUAUGAUGUCAAGUAAUGACUUAGUUGCCGACAUUCGGAUCGAUAAUGGCCGCGGUCUCAUUACUGGUCUGAACGAGAAUUACUCUGAACCUUGGCUUGUCAUUGCUGUUACCUGGGGUAGUAUUCAGUCGUGCGCUCCCCUCGUGNGCCGGUAUAGCGCCCUUACGCAACUGCGUUUGUGACUGAUCGGGUGGUUGCUAUUGAAGUUCAGUAUUUGCGUCGUAUUUGUCGCUUUCCUGAACACUUUGGUUUUUAGGCCACCACAAUCUUUGCGGCAGACGAGGACAUCCAGGAAGGCCAGCUGAUUGUUUUCCUCCUCCUCCAUCGUAAAUUGAAUGUCCGGGAAGACGGCGUUGAGUUGUUCUUUGAAAGUCAGCACCUGAUCCCGUUCGAUGACGACGAAGGUGUCAUCCACAUACCGAGCCCAGAAUUUCGGUCUGUGGUGUCGGAAAACCAGCGACUCCAGCCGUUGAAGGACCGCCUCGGCUAUGAGUCCCGAAAUCGGCGAACCCAUUGGCGUUCCCUUCACCUGCUCGUAGAUUGUUCCGUCGAAUGUAAAGUACGUCUUGAGACAGAACUUCAGGAGCUGGAUGAUUUGGGCGUGUCCGAGGCGAUUCUCCGUUUCGUCGUACUUCUCUCGUAGGAGUAGUUCGAUUGUCUCGACUGCCAGGUCCUGCGGGAUAGAAGUAAAAAGGGACGUGACAUCAAAGGAAACCAUGAUAUCGCUUGGCAGGAGACUUACUCCUUUAAGUUUCUCCAAGAAUUGCGUUGACGAGCUGACUGUGGUGUUCGAAUCGGAGGUCAGAAACUUGAGACGUUGGAACAGCCACUUUGCCAGUCCGUAGGUUGGAGUGCCCUUUAGUGACACGAUAGGCCGGAGAGGAGCGCCCUCUUUGUGCACUUUUGGGAGACCGUAGAAUCGGGCUAGGGCCGUUUCUUGUGCUCUCGCCAUGCGUCAGUCGAUUGGCGAUAUUGCACCUGAGUGAGAACCCGAAACGUCAGGCCAAUAAACUUCUUGUCCCAGUGAUCGCAUCUUCAUCUUCUGAACUGCUACCUGGGACUCGCCUGUUCGCUUCUAUCAGCGAUGAUGAUGAUGAUGAUGAUGAUGAUGAUGAUGAUGAUGAUGAUGAUGAUGAUGAUGAUGAUGAUGAUGAUGAUGAUGAUGAUGAUGAUGAUGAUGAUGAUGAUGAUGAUGAUGAUGAUGAUGAUGAUGGCGAUGAUGAUGAUGAGAAUCUUGUCAAACGAAGUCAUGUUAUCUUCUGA